This is a messenger RNA of Miscanthus lutarioriparius, 444 nucleotides long. The record is from the annotation of a GenBank genome assembly. Lineage: Eukaryota; Viridiplantae; Streptophyta; Magnoliopsida; Poales; Poaceae.
AUGCUGCACGCCGAGCUGCAGGAGGAGGAAGAGUUUCAAGAAGCGGACAUCCUAUGGCCAGACGCAGCAGAUUUCAAGGACUCACCCCGGUUGUAUUUCUCUCAAAUCGGCAUCGACGACGACGGCGACAGCAGCAGCAGCGAGCACCAGGCUCCGUUGAAGCUGCAAGUCCGACAGAAAGCUUCUUCCCCCAUUGACAUCCCCAGCCGGAAGAAGGUCGUCGACGGUGCCACUGCUGCGAGAGGCACCGAUCGAGCACCGGCCGGAUCGAGUAAGUUUAGCGCGAGCCACGCCGGCGGCGUCGGUGCCGGUAGCGCCGUCAUCGGCAGCCAUGUCUUCAUACCGCCGCAUGUCAUCGUCGAUCGCAGGGACAAGCGGGACAAAGCGAUGAUGAUGCUCAUCGUGCCCAGCGGGAGGGCCAGGGCGAGGAAGAUGCGCGAGUAG